UAAACAUGUAUUCUUACAACAACCAUAACACAAAACCACAAAUCAAACCACUAGUCAAACAAUUUGGUUCCAAAAAUAGCCCACAACCAAAACCCUAGUUACCAUCACAACCCACAAAAUGGCCAAGACUCAAAGCACAUCCUCAUCAUCAUCAUCAUCAAGCUCUAUGGUCCAAAACAUCAAAGACAAGACCUUCUCAAGUAUUGGAAGCCUCAUCAAGCUCCUCCCAACAGGCACAGUCUUCCUCUUCCAAUUCCUCAACCCUGUCUUCACCAACAAUGGCACCUGCCACGUCAUCCACAAGUACCUCACCGCCGCCCUCAUCGGUGUUUGUGGUAUCUCUUGCUGCAUUUCUACCUUCACUGAUAGUUAUAAGGGCAGUGAUGGGAAUACCCACUACGGCAUUGCCACCGUGAAGGGCCUCUGGCCCUCCACGGCGACCUCUGGGGUGGACUUAUCGGUGUAUAAGCUUCGGUUCGGGGACUUUGUUCAUGCCUUUUUUGCCUUGAUUGUGUUUGCUGUGGUGUCUCUUUUGAAUGCAAACACUGUGGAUUGUUUCUAUCCAUCGUUCGAGUCGUCAGAGAAGGUUUUGCUCAUGGUGCUGCCGCCGGUUAUUGGGUCAGUUUCUGGCUUUGUGUCUACGGUGUUCCCUUACACACGCCAUGGCAUUGGAUAUCCUUCAAGCAGCUCUUAGUUCUCUCUAUUUCUCUCUAUCUACAGUUUGUAUGAGGCCGACUAAUCAGUCAGAACUAAACAGGUGUUGAGGGAGUUCAGAUGCUCUCCUGGUCUCUCUCCUUACUAUCCUAUUUGUAACGGUAGAAAUGCACUUUUAGAUGAUUCAGCCGUUCAGAUUUGACUAUUUCAAAAAAAAAAAAAAUUUAAAACAAAUUGAAAUAGUCAGAUUUGGACUGUUGAAUCAUCUUGGAGUGCAUCUCUACUACCAGUGCAAGUAGGGAGGUAAGGAGAGAGACCAAAGAGAAUCUCAACUUGUGUUGAGGGCUAAUUGGUCAGUUUGUGCCUAUCUAAUCUACCAAUUACUCCUUAACGCGUGUUAAGAUUACUGCUUGAUUAGUAGGUCUAUUUAGUAAUUUUAUUUUUUAUUUUUUAUUUUUAAUAUAUAACAAGUUUGUUAUUAUGGAUAAAUAUAUCAAAUUGUGAUGUGUGUUGCUUUUCCUUUC
This is a messenger RNA of Camellia sinensis, 1178 nucleotides long. Its product is annotated as protein DMP2. Gene Ontology annotation, biological process: endomembrane system organization. Lineage: Eukaryota; Viridiplantae; Streptophyta; Magnoliopsida; Ericales; Theaceae. The record is from RefSeq and is a predicted model, not a curated record.